GGUAAUACUCAUGCCGUUACAAGUGGCGAUGGUGCCAAAGUGGAGUUGUCCGUACGCCCCCUUUUACCAAAACAUGUCGGAAGCUUUCCCAUUACAAAUUCAGGACUUAAAUGGUUCGAUAUUAUCAUAGUUAAACUCUAAUUUUAUUCUUCCCCAAAUACUUUAUUUAAAUUUACUUUAUUUACAUUUACCACAUGCGCUACCGAGAUGCAUAUUCUACUACGUCAUGUCCAAGUAACACUACGUCAUCGUCACCUCAGACAUUCCCGUGUUCCCGUGCUGCUACAAAUUAACCAAUAUCCCUCGUCUCAGUUUAAUUCCUAACAUAGUUCCUUACUAGCUAUCAUCGUAUGAUUUAGAUAUUCUCGCCUCGCCUGUAUUACCCCGACAAUGGCGGAACAGGACCGCUACGGCGGCUGGUUUGGCGGAAACAAAGCCGACAAAGUCCAAGAGAAAAUACAGCAAAAUAUCCCUAAAGGCUCGGGGGCUGAUAAAGACCGCUUUGGUGGUUGGUUCGGAGGUGAUAAAGUAGACCGUGUAAAGGACCGCGUAAAGGACGCGGUAUCGAGAGAUCUGCCUAAGGGUUCGGGCGCGGAACAGGAUCGCUACGAGCGCUCCUUCGGCGGAGACAAGCUUCCCUCUGCUGAGCAGGUUCGCGACAAGUUCUCGCAAACAUCUGGCGCCGAGCAAGAUCGGUAUGGACGUUGGUUUGGUGGAGAUAAGCUUCCUUCUAGAUCUGAUAUCGAGAAGAGGCUUCCCCAGACUUCGGGUGCCGAACAAGACAGAUACGAGCACUGGUUUGGUGGACAUAAACUUCCCACCAGGGCAGAUAUCGAAAAGAUAUUGCCUCACGAAUCCGGAGCUGAACAAGACAGAUAUGAACGCUGGUUCGGUGGCAGUGGGAAUAAAGCCCCUUCGGCAAAACAGAUAAAUGAGAGCUUACCGUCGGGUUCCAGCGCCGAGCAGGAUCGCUACGGAGCCCAUUUUAAACCUACUCAUGCUGCCAGAAUCAGGUUUGGCGGCACAACAUCAACGCUUGGACUCUUGCAACACGCAGUGCUGCCAUCUUUCGGUUUCCACGGCGGCCUCAGUCUCAUCGCGUACGGGUUAGGGCGCUAUACCGACACGGUCGAGGCUAAGGACUGGCUGUGGCCGAGUGCACAAGUAGCAAAUGCUUGGUGGAGCGCUAUUGGAAUUCCCGUGGUUCACGAAGGAUUGUCUCUCUCUGCUGCCUGGUCUGCUUUGUCGUAUGACCAGAAGCUGCUCUUAGGAGGUGUUAGCGCCUGGGGUCUACGUCUCUUCUACCGCGUUGCCUCACGCACCUUACGACGUGGUAAAGAUGAUCCUCGAUACCGGACGGCGGCUAGGAAACGGCCGGAAUUCUGGAACAAGAUUUUCUUUACCGUGUUCCUACCUGAGGCUCUUAUCCAGACCCUGAUCUCCCUGCCAUUCACGUUACCGUUCCGCGCCCCGAUUGCUACUGCUCUUGCUUCCCCUUUCCCUGAAGCGUCGUCUGUGUCUCGUAGCCUUGCUAUCUUCCUGUUCGCCGCAGGAUACGCUCUGGAAGUCAUAUCUGAUGCUCAACUUGUGUCUCAUGAGCGCAAGAAGAGUACUGAACUUAACCACGAAGGCGUAUUUAGCAUUGUCCGACACCCUAACUAUCUCGGCGACGCUCUGGCACACAUUUCUUUCCCUCUGCUUCUCCUCAGUGCUGGACAACUACACCCUCUAACACUCCUUGGCCCUAUUACCAACUACAUCUUCCUGCGCUUCAUUGGAGGAGACAAAGAAAACGGAGAGAACCAGGAGAAGCGUUACGCUAAAGAAAACCCCGCUAAAUAUAAGCAACUACAGCAGUAUAAGAAGACCAAGAAUAGCUUCUGGCCUAGCCUAGCCGAGUUCGGUAACAAGUGGUUGUGGGCUGUCGCUGCUGUCGGUGUUGGCGGCGUCGUUCUUGAGCGAUCGCUAGGAAGUGUCGGGUCUUGAGUAUGUACAUAAUGACCUUGUAUCAUUGUUAAUUGUAAAUAAAAUAAAAUAAAUUGUUGCUGUACUCUUUCUAUCAAAUAAUUCAUGCAUGUCCUGUGAUGCCCUAUUCGGGACUUGUUUACUUAGAAUGCUGGCUCAAUGGCCUACCAAAACCAUCCACCUGGUACAACCCGCGUGCCUGCGUGACUUGCUAGUCAGAGCGCCUUUAUAAAAGACGUAAACUUCUUAUUUUAGGAGGUAGUGAUGAAAUAAAAUUGUCAGACGUUGCUUCUGCCGUUGGUGGUGGUAAUACCCAGUAUCAACACGAACAGCCGGUGCCGCAAUCAACAAAAAGAACAGACACAUACGGAUCCAGUACUUCUACUCAAGACAAGAAAUCGAAGCAGGACACAUACGGCUGAAGUAUGUACAAAGAAGUGAGAACCCUGCAGAUGUGUUCACAAGAAUUAUUCGAGAGGGACCACCAUCUCCCCGACCAUACUGGUAGCAGUAUGUAGAAGGGCCACGAUGGAACUUGAUAUAGAAGAAUUGCCAUGCCUAUUCCAACUCCUCGAAGAGGAGAACAAGCCGAUAAAUUUCAACAGCGUCCGUGUCUGUAGCAAAUAAAUCACUCGUAUUCGGAGUCUUGCGUGACGAAGCUGCCAAGAAGCUCCUGUCU
Molecule: messenger RNA, 2644 nt
Organism: Daldinia decipiens
Lineage: Eukaryota; Fungi; Ascomycota; Sordariomycetes; Xylariales; Hypoxylaceae
Product: DUF1295-domain-containing protein
Exons: 2
Coding region: 391-1986 (531 amino acids)
Biological process (GO): lipid metabolic process
Cellular component (GO): membrane
Molecular function (GO): oxidoreductase activity, acting on the CH-CH group of donors
Source: RefSeq, a predicted model, not a curated record